Messenger RNA from Pogoniulus pusillus (Red-fronted tinkerbird), 3711 nucleotides. It is a transcript of the gene SMARCAD1, whose product is annotated as SWI/SNF-related, matrix-associated actin-dependent regulator of chromatin, subfamily a, containing DEAD/H box 1. Gene Ontology annotation, cellular component: nucleus. The transcript is spliced from 24 exons. Lineage: Eukaryota; Metazoa; Chordata; Aves; Piciformes; Lybiidae. Gene Ontology annotation, molecular function: chromatin binding; DNA binding; ubiquitin binding. The coding region runs from base 135 to 3176 and encodes 1013 amino acids. The record is from RefSeq and is a predicted model, not a curated record.
GCCGCCACCGCCGCCGCGGGGGAGUGCUGUGCUCCCCGCCGGCUGCUGCCGUCCCUUCCCGUCUCGGGGGCUGUCAGGACCUGCGCAGCCCAGCCUUUCGUCUCGCCAGCGGGGAGCAGCCGUAGUGCAGCGGUAUGAGUGUGUACAACCUGGACCGCUUUCGCUUCGAGAGGAAGAGUAAAAGCUCGGAGCAAGAACCUGCGCCGCCUCCUGCUGCACAGGCGCAGGCUGCUGCCGAGGGUGCUGCUGGAGGGGAGGAGGAUGAAGGUGCGGAUGAUGGCAACGGGGCGGCUUCAGACGCGGCAGAGGUGACGGGGGACUCCACCAUCCCAGAAACUCCUGAAGCCCAGAGGACCAAGAAGGAGCAUUGCCUGAAGCCUCCCAAGAGGGUGCGGUUCCUGGGCGUGUGCUCGGACAGCGAGGAGGAGCCGCCGAGGAAGCGCCGCGCCGCCAGAGGGAAGCGCAGCCCCCGGAGAAGAGUAAUCACUGAACAAUCUUCAUCGUCCUCAGACUCUGAAGAUGAACUCUCCCACUUGGGCUAUGUAAAUGGUGGGGGUCAGCUGCCAGCUGUGAAGAAGGACGUGGAAGAUGACAUCAGACAUGCAAAGCUGCAAACACUGAAGGAACUUUUUCCCCAAAGAAGUGAUGAAGAUUUACAACAAUUGGUAGAAUCAUCACGCACAAUGGACGAAGCAAUAGCAGCUUGUUUGAAGUUCAGUAAUGAAGCUGCCUCUUGUAAAAUGAAACUGAAAGAUUCUCCCACAAAUGGCAAAGACCACUGUGAGCAUGUAGAAAACCAGACAAAGACUACUUAUUUGGAUGAAUCAGACCCCCAAAGACAAUGGGAGAGGCAGGAGAUGCUGGUGAGGAAGCUUCAGAAUACAUUCCCUGGAUUAGAUAAGGAGGAGCUCAGAGAUGUACUUCAGGAACAUAACUGGGUGUUUCAUGAAGCACUGGAGGCCCUGACAGUCUUUGCAGAAGAUGGCAUGGAAUUUUCUCCCAAAAAUAAAGCUUCUGACUGGACUGAAGCUUCAGCCAAGAGUGGUGUUGACAAGGGUAAGGAGAAGCCGAAGCAGAAAUCUUCCCAAAAAGGGCAGAAUGGCUUCCAGAAAAAGGACAAAGUCAAAAGGAGCUUUUGGAGCACUAAAAGAGAAACAGAAGGCUCGGAGGACGAGUCGGCUUCUGAAGGUGGAAGCUCCCUGGAUGAGGACUACAGCAGCGGUGAUGAAGUGAUGGAAGAUGGCUACAAGGCAAAAAUCCUCAGCUUCCUGCAGGAUGCUUCCCUGAGUGAACUGACUUUGAUCCCCCAGUGUUCCCAGAAAAAGGCUCAGAAGAUAAUAGCGCUCCGGCCCUUUAACAGCUGGGAGGCUCUGUUCACAAAAAUGACUAAGACUACUGGCUUGUCAGAAGACAUAGUGUGGAACUGCAAGACCCUGCUGAAGGAGAGGGAUGUGGUUCUAAAGCUGAUGAAUAAGUGCGAAGACAUUUCCAAUAAGCUGACAAAACAAGUGACCAACAUCACUGCCGAUGGAGGGUGUGGGUGGAACAUAGAGCAGCCCUCCAUUCUCAACCAGAGUUUGGAACUCAAGCCCUAUCAGAAGAUUGGUUUGAACUGGUUGGCUCUCCUCCACAAGCAUGGAUUGAAUGGUAUAUUGGCUGAUGAAAUGGGCUUAGGCAAAACUAUUCAAGCUAUUGCAUUUCUAUCUUAUCUCUACCAAGAGGGCAACAAGGGUCCCCAUUUGAUAGUUGUGCCAGCUUCAACAUUAGAUAACUGGAUAAGAGAAGUGCACCUGUGGUGUCCUGAACUGAAUGUCCUUUUUUACUAUGGAUCCCAAGAAGACAGAAAACAUCUCAGAGUGGACAUCAGUAACAAAGCUGUGGAUUUCAAUGUGAUUAUCACCACGUACAACAGUGCCAUCAGCAGCUCAGAGGACCGGGGCUUGUUUCGCAGGCUGAAGCUCAACUAUGCGAUAUUCGACGAGGGCCACAUGCUGAAGAACAUGAGCUCCGUGCGCUACCAGCACCUCAUGACCAUCAAUGCCAAGAAUCGCCUGCUGCUGACGGGGACCCCAGUUCAGAACAAUCUGCUGGAGCUGAUGUCCCUCCUGAAUUUUGUUAUGCCACACAUGUUCAGCAGCAGCACAAGUGAAAUCAGAAGGAUGUUCUCUUCAAAAACAAAGAGCGCCGAAGAGCAGAGCAUAUACGAGAAGGAGAGGAUUGCACAUGCAAAGCAGAUCAUAAAGCCAUUCAUCCUCAGAAGAGUAAAAGAUGAGGUCCUUAAACAGCUACCUGCCAAAAAAGAUGUCAUUGAAGUAUGUGAGAUGUCUGAGAAACAGGAGCAGUUAUACUGUGAUCUCUUGAACAGGCUCAAGACGACCAUUAACGGGAACGAGAAGAACUCUGACAUGGGGAAUGUGAUGAUGCAGCUGAGGAAAAUGGCUAACCACCCUCUCUUGCAUAGGCAGUACUACACAGAUGAGAAGCUUAGGACAAUGUCCAUGCUUAUGCUCAAGGAGCCCACCCACAGCGAUGCUAACCCUGACCUGAUCUGUGAAGAUAUGGCAGUAAUGACAGAUUUUGAGCUGCAUCUGCUCUGUAAGCAAUAUUCUCACAUCAGUGACUUCAAGUUAGACAUGGAUCAGAUCUUGGAUUCUGGGAAGUUUAGAGCACUGGAACGAAUUCUCUCUGACCUUAAAGAGAAGGGGGACAGAGUGGUGUUGUUUAGCCAAUUUACUAUGAUGCUGGAUAUCUUGGAAGUUUUCCUAAGGCAUUGGCAGCACAGAUACCUUAGGCUGGAUGGGAAAACACAGAUCUCUGAUCGGAUACAUCUAAUAGAUGAGUUUAAUACAGAUAUGGAGAUUUUUGUGUUCCUCCUUUCAACCAAAGCUGGUGGCUUGGGAAUUAACCUGACUUCAGCAAACGUUGUCAUUCUUCACGACAUUGACUGCAACCCAUACAACGAUAAGCAAGCAGAAGACAGAUGCCAUAGAGUAGGGCAGAAAAGAGAAGUAAAAGUCAUAAAGCUAAUCAGUAAGGGCACUAUUGAAGAAUCCAUGCUCAAAAUCAGCCAGCAGAAGUUGAAGCUAGAACAAGAUAUGACUGCUGCAGAUUCAGGAGAAGGAGGCACCAUUGCAGCAGAUAUAGCCACGCUAUUAAAAGCAUCAUUAGGGCUCUAACACGCAAACAGGCUGUGAGAUCCGAGGCAGAAAGGUGAUGUUGUACCCCCAAGGACUCUUUGGCCACGAGUUUUAUGAACAUUUAUAACCUUUUGUAGUUCCUUUUUCUUUUACUCCUUGUGGUAUGGAAAGUUUUCUAAGACCCGGGAGCAUUCUUUUUGGAUGCUUUUAUAACCCAACAGCCCAAACCUUCUCAAGAUAGGGGUGGGGGGGGAAGGGAAAUGCUGAACAAAAACCCCCUUCUUUUACAGUUCACUUCUCCAAAGAGGGACCCAAGUAGUUAAUUGUUUUAAUAAAUCUCCUCUACUGCUCAAGAUUUGUCAGUAUUUUUGUAAUUAUUUCUACCUCCAAAUAUAUAUAUAUAUAUAUAAAACCAACCUGUCUGUUUCACUGGAUUCCACGUGUAGAGGUUUUUUUUUGCUGUGUGCCUUAUUUGACACUGCUCGAGUCUGUUUCUGCUUCUUUGGGUUUAUUUGAUGUACUGUACUGGUUUUGUGUUAACGGAGACAAAUAAACUGCCAUCAAUGACCUUUGC